Molecule: messenger RNA, 902 nt
Organism: Humulus lupulus (European hop)
Lineage: Eukaryota; Viridiplantae; Streptophyta; Magnoliopsida; Rosales; Cannabaceae
Exons: 5
Coding region: 113-694 (193 amino acids)
Source: RefSeq, a predicted model, not a curated record
AACGUGUCAUUUUCUCGGCAAAAUAAAAGAAUAGGGAGAGAACCCAACAUUCAAUUCUCAUCUUUUAACCCAAUAUUAGGAAAGUUAAAAGAAAAUAGUCGAAAUUUGUAAUAUGAGAUCCAUUUCUGGAAAUAAGCUGCUAUCGUCGAGUAUGGAAUUGGAAACUUUGGAGGAGGAAGAAGAGGAGUACAGCUGGAGAGAAGUGAAGCUGCCAUCUCUGAUCCCAGUGGUUGCAGAGCCCGAACUCGAGAGGGAAACCGGCGAGAGAAGAAGAGGCCGAGAUAUCAUCAUAGCCGUCGAUCACGGACCCAAAAGCAAAUACGCCUUUGAUUGGGCCCUCAUCCAUCUUUGCAGGCUCGCCGAUACCAUUCAUCUCGUUCACGCCGUUUCCAGUGUGAAUAACGACGUCGUUUAUGAGGCAACGCAGCGGCUAAUGGAGAGACUUGCUGUUGAGGCAUUUGAAAUCGCUAUGGUUAAGACUGUGGCCCGGAUUGUGGAAGGAGAGCCUGGAAAGGUCAUUUGCAAGGAAGCAGCAAAGCUUAAGCCUGCAGCUGUGGUCAUGGGUACCAGAGGCAGAGGCUUGAUUCAGAGUGUUAUUCAGGGAAGCGUAAGCGAGUUUUGCUUCCACCAUUGCAAAUCAGCUCCAGUCAUAAUUGUUCCCGGCAAAGAAACUGGAGACGAGUCCUUGCUCUAGAAGAACUACAUGUCGUAUGUAAAAUAUCAAUGCAUGUCUAGUCGGUUUGUGUUUUUUUUUAUUAGAUUGUAUUUUUUAUGGGUUGUAAAGAAGAUAGAGAUUUGUUUUCACAAUCCAAUAUGGUGUCCAUUAUAUUUUGUCUCUCAAAUUUAAAUGUAUGAUUCGUUUUGUUUGUGAAUGAUACAUUAGUAGUCGAGUUAAUUAGUGA